AUGUCUUUACAGGAACGAUUCUUGGCGAGCUCCGAAUUAACAGCCGAUGAGCAAUACCUUGUGAUCGACUAUUUCGAUAUGGCUCUUCCAAAUAUAAUAGAGAAAAACAGUGAGCGGAUCGUUGACGUCGAAGUGCUACAGACAGGAUCCGUUAAUAGGCACAGAUUUUCAGAAGAAAAGGCUGAGGUUGAAAUGUGGGAGAUUGUGACCGCAGAAGAGGAAGGCAUCCUGAGAAAAUAA
Sclerotinia borealis F-4128 is the source of this 240-nucleotide messenger RNA. The record is from the annotation of a GenBank genome assembly. NCBI's taxonomy places the organism in Eukaryota, Fungi, Ascomycota, Leotiomycetes, Helotiales, Sclerotiniaceae.